AUGGAAGAGAUUAAGAUCACUGAAGAGGUUGCCAAGAAACUACUCAGCUUAGUGGAGGAGCUUGAUGAUAACCCCAAAUCAGUAGAGUUCAGACAGCCAGUGGAUUGGAAAUCAUAUGGACUUACUGAUUAUCCCGUUAUAAUCCAAAACCCAAUGGACAUUGGAACAGUAAGAGAGAAACUGAAGAAAGAAGAGUAUAAAACUAUGAAGGAAUGGGAUGAAGAUAUCUCAUUGAUCUGGAACAACUGUAAGGUCUACAACAGAUCUGGAAGCGACAUCUACAAGCAAGCUGAAUUUAUGGAAAGACUGUACAAGAAGAAAGUAGGCCAGUUAAAAUAAUGAAUUGGUAUCUGGUGAUGAAGCGAUGGCUGACAAGAGCGAUGAAGAGACUGACGGAGACGAUGACUCGGACGGUAUCUCAUUUGAAGAAAAAAUCAACCUGACCGAAAAUGUAAGGAAGUUAACCAAUAAAGGUCUGACAGUGUUUGUGAAGUAUGUAAAAGAACAUUGCCCUGCUGCUGUUUCAGACGUUGAUUCAGAAAAGAUUCAAGUCAAAAUAUGUGAUAUUGACAAAGAGACUUUUGAAGGUGCUAAGAAGUUGGUAGAUGAUCAUAUCGCUAAGCAACAAGAAGAAGCGACUUAAUUUUUUGGAAAUAUCUUAUAUCAUUAUUUAA
Moneuplotes crassus is the source of this 674-nucleotide messenger RNA. The record is from the annotation of a GenBank genome assembly. NCBI's taxonomy places the organism in Eukaryota, Ciliophora, Spirotrichea, Euplotida, Euplotidae.